AUGUUCAGGAAAUCCCUUCCAUGGUGGCCAUCUCCGACAGGAGCUGCUCGGAGUGAUGCGACAGUAUGUUUAGUGACCUCGGUUGGUUGCCUGAAAAGCACCACUUGCUUGCUGUGCGUGAUGAAGCCCGCUGACGUCAGAAGGCACACCGUCGAAUCUCUCAAGGUGGCUCCACUUGGUGAUGGCCAUCACGGAAGAGAUUUCUACAAAUAUUUCUUCACCUCUCAUCCUGAACAUCGUCACUUCUACAAAGGUGCUGAGAACUACACUGGUGAUGAUGUGGAAAAGAGCGAGAGAUUUGACAAAUUGGGAGACGCUAUACUCUUGUUCGUGCACGUCCUGGCUAAUGUCUGUGAAAAUGAAUCGGUGUAUCGAUCAUUUGUGCGCAGAGUCAUGUAUGAGCAUUUCGAUAGAUCAAUUGAUCCUGCACUUUGGAAGCCAUUCUGGGAUUACUGGGUAGGAUUCCUAGAAAGCAAAGGACCAGCUUUGACUGCAGAACAAAAAGAGGCAUGGAAGAAUUUUGGUACUGUGUUCAACGCUGAAUGCCAAGCUUACCUUACACGAAUGGAGCGCCCGCAUGCGUAA
Cylicocyclus nassatus is the source of this 585-nucleotide messenger RNA. The record is from the annotation of a GenBank genome assembly. Lineage: Eukaryota; Metazoa; Nematoda; Chromadorea; Rhabditida; Strongylidae.